Opisthorchis viverrini is the source of this 489-nucleotide messenger RNA. RefSeq lists its product as hypothetical. Lineage: Eukaryota; Metazoa; Platyhelminthes; Trematoda; Opisthorchiida; Opisthorchiidae. The record is from RefSeq and is a predicted model, not a curated record. The annotation marks the transcript as partial. The transcript has 2 exons.
AUGGAAUUUUUACAGGAAACCGGUGUUAACGGUGGUGUCGCUUUGAUGAACCUAGAAAACUUACGAGAAAAUGGAUGGUGGCAAUUGUGGCGGAGUGCGGUGGCGAAAACUAUGCCAGCUGAACCCACUCUUAAAGAAGGCGGACAAGUUUGUCCAGUCUUCAUUCUUCAUCGUUUCCCUGUCUGUUGUGCCCUUAUUACUGUUUACAAUGCUAUUCGGAACUAUGCACCCUUUCUUUUUGGCGAAUUACCACGUGAGUGGAACAAUCAGUUAUGGGAUCAAAAAGCACACGAAUGCUGCCCAGUCAUCUGGCCUGAUCUGAACCAGCGACACAAGAUGCAGUGUGAACUCGGCGGGUCAUUGUCGGCAGCAUAUCCAAAUGGACUGACAGAGGCCAAAAUUAUACAUAACAGCGCACAGAAACCAGACAGUCAGGCGCAACCGCCAGUCCGUAAUCCCAAACUGUCUAUUCCAACGCGGCCACUGUUA